AAGUAGACAAAUAACUUGAACAAAUAAAUACGAUAAGUAAUUGUCUAUCCUGAAAAUCUAUAGACUGGUUCAAGAUGGGUGAAAGAGCACCAGUGUCUGCCGAAGAAACAUUAGUUCGUUAUGACAAUCCAGUUUUAGUAACAAAACAGCCAGAGAAAGCAGUUUCCCCCGGUGCUGUAGCAGCUGCACAACCUUGUAUACCCACAGAAGCUAAAAGAGAAACUGAAGAAAUUUUAAAUGCCAUUCUACCCCCAAAAGAAUGGGAAGAAGAUGGACAAAUAUGGACACAGAAGAUCUCUUCAACGCCAGCUACUCGAUUGGACGUGAUAAACCUUCAAGAGAUGCUAGAUACUCGUCUACAGCAACGUCAGGCCAGGGAGACCGGCAUUUGCCCGGUUCGCCGGCAAUUAUACACGCAGUGUUUCGACGAGUUGAUUCGUCAGGUAACUAUCAAUUGCGGUGAAAGAGGAUUACUUCUUUUAAGAGUACGUGAUGAAGCUAGAAUAACGAUGGAGGCAUAUCAAACUCUUUAUUGUAGUUCUAUCGCCUUUGGUAUGAGAAAAGCUUUGCAAUCGGAACAAGGCAAAUCUGACCUAAUGGACCAAGUAGCUAAGUUGGAAGCGGAGCGCUCCUCCCUUGAAAAACAAUGUAUGGAGUUAAAACAAAAAACGGAACAAUUAGAACGUCGCGCCGCUGAAUUGCGUGCGGCUGAGGAGAAACGCCACCAAGAAGAGUUGCUAGCUUUGAAGAAGACUAAUGCUCAAUUGAAGGCACAACUCGAGGGUAUCAUCGCACCAAAGAAAUAGUUAAUUUUUCUGAAGUUAGUUAUUUUUAAGUUUUUUUUUUUUAAUGUUAUUAGACGUAAUAGAAUAUAAAUUGUGUUCAAAUAAU
Messenger RNA from Diatraea saccharalis (sugarcane borer), 891 nucleotides. The record is from the annotation of a GenBank genome assembly. NCBI's taxonomy places the organism in Eukaryota, Metazoa, Arthropoda, Insecta, Lepidoptera, Crambidae.